Molecule: messenger RNA, 2028 nt
Organism: Penicillium longicatenatum
Lineage: Eukaryota; Fungi; Ascomycota; Eurotiomycetes; Eurotiales; Aspergillaceae
Product: putative C6 transcription factor
Exons: 7
Coding region: 1-2028 (675 amino acids)
Biological process (GO): regulation of DNA-templated transcription; DNA-templated transcription
Molecular function (GO): DNA binding; zinc ion binding; DNA-binding transcription factor activity, RNA polymerase II-specific
Source: RefSeq, a predicted model, not a curated record
AUGAUCGCCUCCACUUUGACUCCGUACAACUGGACUCUUCCCUCGAGUAGCUCUGGGAGCUCCGUGAAAAGACCUAUCAAAUCAGUCUCCAAGCCGUGCUUUGGAUGCGACUGUGGCGAUGAGGAGCGCAAGAUUAAAUGUGACGCUACACUGCCGCAAUGUAAUUGGUGCAGCCACCACAACCUCCCCUGCACCUUUGAUCGGGUGGUGCAGCGUAAACGAAAACCGGAAGAUCAUGAUAGCAAUCACCCCAAGAGUUCCCGGCUUUCCGAGAGGAUUAGUCGCAUCGAGCAGCUUUUGGCAGAAAAUCUGAUGCGAAAAUCUAAUUCUGAACCGAUGGAUUAUACACAUACUCUCGAUGACAAUCCUAUCAACAUCAACGCUACCAACACUACUGCAAGCAACUCUCCAGGCAGCACCAGCUCUAGUAGUAUUAGCAACCAGCCCAUCCUUUCAUCUUCAGUGGGUGUUCACUUCGCCGGUCGGGAGCUGGGUUGCAUCAGUCUCCUCACCGGUAUCCCAUUCCUCCUUCCGGAGGGCCAAGAAUGGAUCCAGUCCCGCACAGGACAGACCGUGUCAAGCGAAAAAUUCAGUCCAGCACGAGUACCGUGGGAGAAAGAGCGAGGUCAAAGCUCUAAUAGAAUUCUGAUGGACUUACGAACUGAUGACUUAUUUGAACUGCCGGACCGGCGAAGUGUGCAGCUGUACUUUGAUGCUUAUAAGCGAUCAUCGGUGAUGCGCCGCCUUUUCCCCGUCGUUGAUGUUGAAUUAUUCGCGGAAACCAUUGAUGAAGCUUAUCGGCAGCCUAAGGCGAGCUUUCAGUUUGGGCAAGCGAGUAUCCGAGCAUGCAUUGUCGCUUUUGCUGCCUUUGUUGCUCGUCUUCCGCCCGUUGUCGAACUUAUCAGGAACUCCGCCAGCGUUGUACUUCAACUCGAUCAUGAGGUUUUAGCUUCUAAGGCCCAGUUUCUACUUUCGCAGAUUGCCCAAGAACCUGCGAGUCUAGAGGGUGCGCAGGCUGUGUGCAUGCUGACCUUGUAUGAGGUAUCAUCAGGGAACAUGCGGGCCACCAACUACUUUGCCGCAGUGGCCGGACGUCUUAUAUUCAUGUUAGGCGGUAAUCUGAACAGCAGUAGAUCAUAUUCGAAUAGCAAACGAGACCAACGAAGGAAACAGCAGGUGCGCAACCUCUUUUGGAUUUGCUACACAAUGGACAAAGAUGUUGCUCUUCGCACAGGGCAACCACCUACCAUUGCCGAUGAGAACUGCGAUCUCACUCUCCCACCGGGCUAUGAAGAACAUGCAUUUCUGGACCCCGAAGAUGUGAAAAUGACCUACUCGCAGCCGAGUUUUCCAUUCGACUUGCGUCUGAGCAUUAUCAAAUCUCGCACACAUACCGCUCUCUAUUCUGUGAGCGCGAUGAAUAAGUCCGACGCCGAUCUUCUAAAAUCCAUUCGGGAAUUGGAUGAUGAACUAGAGGAAUGGCGAUUGUCCAUCCCACCUCAUUGGCGACCUACGAUGUCCUUCUCGGCCGAGGCUUCGGAUCCGAAUGUCAGUAUGCACUCGAUCAUGCUGCGUCUCAACUACUACCUCUGUAUGUCUAUCAUUCAUUCGGCGAGUAGUCGAUGUAAAGCAUGGAGACAAGGAAAUGGGAUGCUGGAUGGAGUCAACUCGAGUCUUGCUCUCUCGGUCGAGGCCAGCCGCUCCACUCUCUGUUACUUGGAGGCAGGAGAGCAUGUAUUGGUUGAGGGAAUUUUCUGGAUUUUGGUUUUCUAUCCUAUGUCGGCGUUUCUCAGUAUUUUCUGCAGCAUUCUUUCGAAUCCGCUAGACCCUCGCUCGCGUGAUGACCUGGAACGUCUCAACAUGGCAACGGUCAUGAUGGAGCGAAUGUUUCAUCGAAAGCUUCCUGGGAGUGAAAUCGGUCACUUCAAGCUCGUGGCUGACUUUGUGGUGGAGAUGAAACGUCUUGCGGAGUGUGCUAUUGACAAGGCUUGGCGUGAGCAGAGUACAGGCUCGCUUUUGCCUGCAUAA